AUGACGAAUGAAAAGCAUAGCAAGGGAGAAAUCAAUGUUGCUGAGAAAGAUUCUUCCAUUGAGCUUCGGCAUAAGAGACUCGGUCAUUUGAGCGAGAAGGGGCUGCAAAUAUUGUCCAAGAAAAAACUCUUGCCCGGAGCUAAAGGUACUCUUCUUAAAAAUUGUGUUCAUUGCUUAGCCGGAAAAACUCAUAGAGUUGCAUUUCAUAGAUCUCCACCUUCUAGGAGUAAGGUACUUGAUCUAAUUCACACCGAUGUUUGUUUUAUGCGAGAUAAAACUCUUGGUGGUGCAAGCUAUUAUGUUACCUUCAUCGAUGAUCACUCAAGGAAGGUGUGGACAUAUGCUUUGAAAACGAAGGAUCAAGUGCUAGAUGUUUUCAAGCAAUUUCAUGCUGAAGUGGAAAGGGAAACCGGCCUGAAGUUGAAGUGUGUAAGGGCUGAUAACGGGGGAGAGUAUAGAGGUCCAUUCGAAAGCUACUGCAGAUUGCACGUAAUUAAACUGCAGAAAAGUGUACCCAAGACUCCACAACAAAACGGUGUCGCCGAGAGGAUGAAUAGAACAAUUUGUGAGAGAAUCAAGUGUAUGCUCUCACAUGCCAAGCUACCUAAAUCAUUUUGGGGAGAAGCAAUGCGGACAGCAGUUGAUCUAAUCAAUCUCUCACCAUCGGUCCCAUUGGAGGGUGAUGUGCCUCAACGAGUAUGGACGGGAAAGGAAGUCUCAUAUGAACACUUGCGAGUGUUCGGUUGCAAAGCCUAUGUUCAUGUUCCAAAAGAUGAGAGAGCAAAGCUUGAUGACAAAGCAAAUCCAUGUAUAUUCAUGGGCUAUGGGCUUGAAGAGUUUGGGUACAGAUUAUGGGAUCCAAUUGCAAGGAAAAUUGUUCGGAGCCGGGAUGUGAUUUUUCUUGAAGAUGAGACAAGUGAAGACAUCGAAAGGGUUGAAAAGAAGAAAAAUACAGCAGCUGGUCCGGUUAAUUUGGAGUCUAUAUCUCCAUCCCAAAUGCAUGAAAAUGUUGAGGAAGUAGUGCAUGAUGAGCCCCAAGGUGCACUAGAUCAAGAAGUGCAAGGAGAAGAGCAAUUGGAGCAAGAAGAACAAGUUGAAGAAGAGCAACCUCUAUCCGAACCAAGAAAGUCAACAAGAGAUCGCAAAGCUUCCACUUGGUACUCCCCUCAUGAGUACCUAUUGUUGACUGACGGGGGAGAACCCGAAUAUUAUCAAGAAGCCAUGUCUCAUGAAGACAAGGAGGAGUGGAACAAAGCAAUGCAAGAAGAGAUGAAGUCUUUGCAAGAAAAUCACACCUAUGAUUUGGUGAAACUACCCAAAGGAAAAAGAUCACUUAAGAACAAGUGGGUCUACAAGUUAAAGACGGAGGAAACUAGUUCAAAGCCUCGGUUUAGGGCGCGACUAGUUGUGAAGGGUUUCAACCAAAAGAAAGGUGUUGACUUUGAAGAAAUUUUCUCUCCCGUGGUGAAGAUGUCUUCUAUCCGAGUUGUGCUUGGGUUGGCUGCAAGUUUGGAUUUAGAAGUUGAACAACUCGAUGUGAAGACGGCGUUUCUUCAUGGUGACUUAGAGGAAGAGAUAUACAUGGAUCAGCCAGAAGGGUUCGAGGUUAAAGGCAAAGAAGAUCUUGUAUGCAGAUUGAGAAAGAGCUUAUAUGGGUUGAAGCAAGCACCAAUGCAAUGGUACAAGAAAUUUGACUCAUUCAUAGUAAAAAACGGGUAUGCAAGAACUACCUCUGAUCAUUGUGUGUUUGUGAAAUACUUUGCUGAAAAUGAUUUCAUCAUUCUCUUGCUUUACGUGGAUGACAUGUUGAUCGUGGGUCGGAAUGUUGGAGAGAUUGAUAGAUUGAAAAAGGAGUUGAGUAAAUCCUUUGUCAUGAAGGACUUAGGACCGGCGAAACAAAUUCUAGGGAUGAGAAUCUCUAGGGAUCGAAGGAAUGGAAAAAUUUGGUUGUCUCAAGAAAGGUAUAUUGAAAGAGUUCUUGAGCGGUUCAACAUGAGCAAGGCUAAGGCGGUUAGUACUCCACUUGGAGGACAUUUCAUAUUGAGUUCGAAGCAUUGUCCUACAAGUGAUGAAGAGAAAGAAGCAAUGAAGAAUGUGCCUUAUGCAUCUGUUGUUGGAAACUUGAUGUAUGCCAUGGUUUGCACAAGAUCGGAUAUUGCUCACGCCGUUGGGACUGUUAGUCGGUUUCUUUCCAAUCCGGGGAAAGAACAUUGGAGAGCAGUGAAGUGGAUUCUUCGCUACUUGAGAGAUACUUCUAGAGUGUGUCUAUGCUUUGGUAAUGGCAAGACCAUACUUGAUGGAUAUACCGAUGCUAACAUGGCAGGUGAUGUGGACUCUAGAAAGUCGACUUCUGGUUACAUAAUGACUUUUGCAGGUGCUGCAGUUUCAUGGCAAUCUAAACUGCAAAAAUGUGUUGCAUUAUCAACAACAGAAGCCGAAUACAUAGCCGUGACAGAAGCUUGCAAAGAGAUGUUAUGGUUGAAGAAGUUUCUUCAAGAGUUGGGCAUUAAGCAAGAGAUGUAUGUGCUCUAUUGUGAUAGUCAAAGUGCAAUUCAUCUUUUCAAGAAUCCAACUUUCCACUCAAGGUCGAAACACAUAGAUGUUCGAUAUCAUUGGAUUCGUGAUGUUUUGGAAGAGAAGUUGUUGGAGCUCAACAAAGUUCAUACGGAUGACAAUGGUUCGGACAUGAUGACUAAGUCUCUACCAAGUGGAAAACAUAUCUUCUGUCGAGAUGAAGCAGGUUUGGUGCUACCCCCCAUAUGA
Messenger RNA from Linum trigynum, 2763 nucleotides. NCBI's taxonomy places the organism in Eukaryota, Viridiplantae, Streptophyta, Magnoliopsida, Malpighiales, Linaceae. The record is from the annotation of a GenBank genome assembly.